Molecule: messenger RNA, 2329 nt
Organism: Sinocyclocheilus anshuiensis
Lineage: Eukaryota; Metazoa; Chordata; Actinopteri; Cypriniformes; Cyprinidae
Product: SPARC-like protein 1
Exons: 11
Coding region: 129-2051 (640 amino acids)
Biological process (GO): anatomical structure development
Molecular function (GO): calcium ion binding; extracellular matrix binding; protein binding
Source: RefSeq, a predicted model, not a curated record
UGCAGAUGAAGGGCAUCUGAUGUACAGUGCUGAGGGGGAGGCAUAAGAGAGUGAGAGGUACUUCGACUGACUGCCUCUCGGUGACUCUCUGUGACUCUCUGUGACUCGUAAUUUAUCACAACUCAGAAAUGAAGAAAGGCCUGUUUCUCUUCUGCUUUUUGGUCUCAGCACUGGCCGCAUAUGUACAAAGUAAGCCACAUGGAAAAAAUCAGCAUGUCAAACACAAGCUGACUCCAAAAGAGCAGUCAGAGUCAGUGAAGCAUCAUGACAGUAAGGAUGGAGUUCUGCCCACAUUUCUUCCUUUUGAGUCCAGCACUCAGGACUCAGAGGAUGAAGACAUGAGUGAGGAGAAUGAGAGCCGUGUGGAGAUGAAGCAAGCAGGGGCAGAAGAGCUUGAAGGUUCAGAGGAAGGUGAGAAGAAUACACCAUUGCUCCUGAGUGACGAGGCACUGACUCAGCUCCUGCAGGUCCCUGAGGAGGUAGAUGAACCUGUGGAGGAGGAUGUAGAUGAUGAUGAUGAUGACAGUCCAGAAAAAGACAAAGAAACGAAGGAGAUGCAGGAGGAGGGAAAGAAAGAUGGAGAAUCUACAAUGAAGAACGAAGAUGCAACUGAAAAAAGAGAAGGUGAGAACAAGGUAGAGGAUGCAAAUGAGACUGACAGUAGUACUGAAUCAGAGAUACCAAUGGAUUUGGACUAUGCAGCUGAUCGUGAUGCUUCACAGUCACUAACCAUCAAGCUGGAGGAGGCCAAAGUUUCAACCGUCAACACUAUGGGAAAAGAGAUGGAGGAAACUGCUGAAGAUGUGAUUCCCACAGUCACAGUGGACUAUGAUUCCCAGCAAUCCAACACUGACUCUGAGGACAUUGUAGAGGAACAGGACGUGCCAGCAGAACAAACCCAAGAUGAGCUUAAAGAACCUUUUCAAGUCUCUGAGAAUGACAAUGAAAAAGAGAAGAGUGAUCAACAGGAUGAAAAGAACAGCACUGAAUCUGAGGCUACAAUUCCUUCUAGUGGCAAAAAGGCAAAAAAGGACAAGAAAAAACAGAAGAAUGAAAGUAAAAGCCAUGGAAAGGGCAAAGCCAAGAAGCAGCGAAACAACCAGAAGCCGGAGAAGAUGCAGAGUGACCAAGCCAGUACAAUGGAAGCAACUGAAGAACAUACUCAUAGGAAAGACCAGGAAAAACUGGAGGAGCCCACUGAAAAUACAGAGCCUAAACCCAGAAAGAAGAAUGGAAAAUGGACUCGCUUAGUGGGGAUGAAUCCCAUACAAAUUAGGGCCACUAUGGAGCUUUACCCUGACAUUCGACCCACCCAUCGGCCCAGUGGACAAGGGUUGCCAGCUGACCCCUGCGAGAGCUUUCGCUGUAAAAGAGGGAAGACAUGCAAAAUGAACGAUGAGUACAAGCCCGUCUGUGUGUGUCAGGAGCCGUCAGAAUGUCCUCCCAGUGUAAAUGAUUUAGACCAUGUAUGCGGAACUGACAAUAAGACAUAUGACACAUUCUGUCAGCUCUUUGCCACCAAGUGUGGCCUUGAGGGGACCAAAAUAGGCCACAGACUUCACCUGGAUUACACUGGAUCCUGCAAAUUUAUUCCUCCAUGUCCAGAGUCGGAGCUGGUGCAGUUCCCUCUGCGUAUGCGGGAUUGGCUGAAGAACGUGCUUCUGCAGUUAUAUGAGCAUGAAUCCAUGUCUCCUGGCUUUCUCACAGCUAAACAAAGAAUCAGGGUUCAGAAGAUCUAUGAUAGUGAGAGACGGCUUCAUGCAGGCGAUCACCCUGUUGAACUUCUACAGCAGGACUUUGAGAAGAACUACAACAUGUACAUCUAUCCAGUUCACUGGCAGUUUGCACAGAUGGACCAACAUCCUUCAGACAGGUUUCUUUCUCAUUCUGAGCUGGCUCCACUGCGCGUUCCCCUAGUUCCAAUGGAGCAUUGCACCUCAGUCUUUUUCCAAAGAUGUGAUGCUGACAAGGACAAACUGGUCUCCUUCAAGGAGUGGUGCAGCUGCUUUGGCAUUAAGGAAGAGGACAUGGAUACCAAUCUGCUGUUCUGAGCAAGAGCGAAUGUCUAAACAAGCAUCUCAAAAAUAAGUUUUUUUGUUUUGUUUUACUAAAUAAGGCAGAUAAUAAUAUUGGAGGUCUGUUCAGUGAAAUUGUACUGUUUUUGUGUAAUGAUCAUGAUGGACAAGAAUGUCUAAAACCCUUUUUAUUUUGGUGCAUUAUGUGUGUAGCAUAUUGGAUGCUAAAAAUGAAAAGAACUGUAGAUAAAAAUUUAGUUCAAAAAUGAACAAAAAUAUGUACUUUUAGUUUGAGACUUUUUGUAUGCAUUCCA